AGGAGCCUCACUCAUCACUUCAAUUCCCUCUGCUUUCAGAGUGUACCAAGUUUCCACAUACCAUUAGCUGGAACCAAAUUAACUCAGAAACAUCAAAGUUUCAGGAUGGUUGAGCCUGGAGAAAUGACUCAAGAUGGAGUAUUAGUGGACAUCAAACUAAGUGAUGCAGAGAUUGCUCAAUGGGAUAUGAUGCAACAGAGGAGUAUAGAGUGCUUAAUAAGGAGGAAAAAGUCAUUAAGGGUCCGCUAUACGUAUGGCAUUAUCUUCUUAUUAGUAAAUCUUGUAGCUUGGUUUUUGCGUGACUAUGGCCAAAGGGUUUCCCUUCACUACCACAUUCUCAUCAAAGCUUGUGGACCAAAGGGCCAUGACUGUUUCCAAACAAUGGGAGUUCUUCGCAUCAGUUUGGGAUGCUUCAUAUUCUUCUUUAUGUUGUUUCUGACCACAUGUGGAACAACCAAGUUAUUCAACACUCGCGAUACUUGGCAUUCUGGAUGGUGGACUGCAAAGUUUGCCAUAUUGAUGAUCAUCCAAGUGUUUUCGUUCUUCAUCCCCUCAGAUUUUGUUCAUUUAUAUGGUGAACUUGCUCGAGUUGGUGCUGGAAUUUUUCUCCUCCUUCAACUUGUAAGUGUAAUCGAGUUUAUAGCAUGGUGGAAUGCUUACUGGAUGCCUGUUGAAAGAAAGAAGCAAAGCUCCUGUUGUGGAUUAGUCAUGUCGACACUGUUCUAUAUGGGCUCUUUUUGUGGGAUCAUCGUGAUGUAUGUAUGGUAUGCAUCCAAAGCUUCAUGCACUCUAAACAUAUUCUUCAUCACCUGGACAUCAAUUUUGCUUCUUGUUAUGAUGGUUAUAUCCUUGCAUUCGAAGGUGAAUAAGGGUCUUUUAUCAUCAGGGAUCAUGGCAUCUUAUAUCGUGUACCUCUGUUGGUCUGCUUUAAGAAGUGAACCUGCGAGCGAAAAAUGCAGCCCUGAAAAGCACGAGAACGAGCACGUUGAUUGGAUAACCGUGCUUGGCUUCCUGAUAGGGGUUUUUGCCAUUGUUAUGGCAACGUUUUCAACUGGGAUUGAUUCAGAAACAUUUCAGCUUAGGAAACAAGAAGAUCAGAUGGAGGAUGAUAUCCCCUAUAAAUAUGGAUUCUUUCACCUGAUAUUCUCCUUGGGGGCUAUGUAUUUUGCUAUGCUUUUCAUCAGCUGGAAUCUUGAUAGCUCAACCAGGAAAUGGAGCAUUGAUGUCGGGUGGGCAAGUACAUGGGUGAAAAUAGUUAAUGAAUGGUUUGCAGCCACAAUAUACUUAUGGAAAUUGAUUUCUCCAAUUGUCAGACAACCCAAGAUCAUGAAUCAUGAAGAACCUCAAGAACAGCAGCUGCAUAAUUCAGAUAGCUAAAUGAUGCAAAGUCUUGUAAACCCUAUUUGUGCCAUGUUAUAUUCUAGUUAGUUCAUUGCUAUUGAUAUAGUUGUUAAAUAAGAACAAUCUUGAUCAAGUUCUGAUAGCUAU
This is a messenger RNA of Cynara cardunculus var. scolymus (artichoke), 1488 nucleotides long. Its product is annotated as probable serine incorporator. Bases 106 to 1377 code for a protein of 423 amino acids. Gene Ontology annotation, cellular component: membrane. NCBI's taxonomy places the organism in Eukaryota, Viridiplantae, Streptophyta, Magnoliopsida, Asterales, Asteraceae. The record is from RefSeq and is a predicted model, not a curated record. The transcript is spliced from 13 exons.